UGUAAUCUUUGAUUAUCCGCAUUUUCCGCAUAUUUUCCAAAUUUGAAAUUUCAAAAUUCUUAUUAGCGGUCUCGUUGAAAUGUUGAGUAAUUAUUUCGUUUAGUUAAUUAUUUGGUGGUUAUGAAGUUUUCAUAAUGUGUAGAGAAUCACAACUGUACCCUUUGUGAUAGCUUUCUGAAGGAGAUAGUAUUUCAUUUAUUUUUCACCAUCACUUUCUACAGUCCUGCACUCUUGCAGUAUGGCAUCUGUUGCCGAAGAACUGAAUCCACCCGAUCUUUUAUCGUCUGUAUCUGCUAUGAACGCGAGUCCAGACUCUGAGGAUAAUCAAGAGAAAGACGAUCAAUCCUCAGAGAUGAAUGCAAGAGAUGCCGAUCUCUUGCUUAAGAUAAUGAAUUUGCACUGUCCUUUCAUUUGGAAACCUGAAGAUUCGCUCAACUCAUACAACUCUGAUUCUGUGGAAGACAUUAUGAACGUGGAUGAGGUGUUCGACGAGGCUUCAGGAUUCAAACUUCGAAAGUUUGUCAUUCAUUUGAUCUUAUGCUACAAUAACUUUAACAAACGGUUGAUUGAUAAAUCUCUGAAAAAUCUUGAUGAAAUGGAGAAGAUGUUGUUAACGUCGAUGAAGAAUAGAAGCCAAGAUGUGUAUUUCACGCUAAUCAACGAUGCUUUAUAUCAUAUUUUGCACAGCUGUCGAGUUGUAAUGCUGCAUUCGACAAAUCAAGUGGAAAAGGCUCUACAAGCUUUACAAAAAGUUACUCCUUAUGAUGCGUUAAAUCCUACGAAUCAAGCCGGUAUUUGGGCUGUACGUGCUCAUCUUUACGUUGAAUUCGGCUACGAAGGCAUCAAAGCCGCCAUUCAAUACAUCGAAAAAGCGACAAAAAUUGAUAACGACAAUCCACAAUGGCAUUUUCUUAAGGGAAUGUACCUAGGACGAUUGAGGAGGAUGGAGAGUGUCGUAGCUAUUCCAUCUAUGGAUGAAAUCGCAGCGUUGGAAUUGGCGAUGAAGUUGAAAGAAGACGCCUCAUUUAUGGCGUUUGCUGCGGAGGUGUACGUCGAAACUGCUAGCCGAACGAAGAAAAAAUCACAAAUGUUAUUACUCGCAAAUGAAGAAGAAAGACGAAAAUUAGCGGAGAAAAAUGACAUGAUAAAUGAUCGUGCGGCUUUAUUAUUCAAGAAAAGUGUCAGUCUGAAUAAAAACAAUGCACAUUUACUCUUCCGAUGCGGUAAAGGAAUGUUAAAACUUGUUCCGCCUUAUCAAGAUGUUCGUUUAGCUCGCAAAUAUAUAGAACGCGGAUUGGAAAUUGCGUAUGACAGUAGUUUCGGCAAUCAUGCUAUGGCAUUGUAUUAUAUGAAGCACGAAGAGGAUUACGACAAGGCGAAAAAAUACCUUAUCAAGGCUACCGAAAGCAAGAAUUUCGGUGCAGAAAUCGAUCUCAUCAGAGUUAACUUUCUAAUCGAGAAAGAUGCCGAAGAAUUAAUCGAUGGCUUGUUGAAGCUUUUUGAUCGGUAUGAUGAUAAAAUGAAACAUCGAAAAAUUUUAGCCGAAAUAGAAGCCUAUUACUUAUUUAUCGAGUACGAUCUGAUGAAAGCGAUUCAUUAUAUGAACAAAUUGCUUUACUUGAUUGUAGAUCACGAUGAUAUUAUAAGCACUUUCAAAUCUGGUGUGCUUCGUCAAAGGUUUCCAGUUUCAUUGUUGGAAAUUUUGCUCAGUGAUAUCGCCGAUCGCUCUAAUAAAGAAAAGUUGAAUUCAGAAGAACAAGACGAAUGUAGGAAAUUUAUGCAGCGUUUGUGCUAUCAGAACGUUACUAUCCCGCGACCGAAAAAAGAAAAUCUUCGUAAAACGUUCGUAAAAGACAUUCGUAGUAAUUUCAAAGACAUGAACGUGCGUAAAGUGGAAAGCUCUUCAUCACGUACCGCCGAAAAACCAGUUCGCGAGGAUUACAAUCCUGUUGAAUGCCGAUUCGAUAAGCAAUAUGCUAAAAAAUAUUACGAGGAAGAUGAGUCGUCAAAACCUCAAAAAAAUGUUGUCGAUGAAUUUUUUGAAAAGUACCAGGCUAAGCUUGAAUUACAAUCGCAGAAAGAGGAACGUACAGAAUCGAGAAAAGGUCGUUCCGACAAAUCAAGCAAUCAGCUCGAGGCUAAGUCAAAAGAAUCAAGCGAAUGUCAUCCUAUUUUACAACGAUUAUUUAACAAAAUGAAUGAACCGUCGAAAGAAGAGUAUUCGUCUGACGAAAGCGAAGAUGAUGAUAAUGAAGAUAUGAUCGACAAAAUAUCAAGACAGCUGAAUCUUCGUUUAAGUGUAUCAGCGCGUUCAGAAAUUUCCAAGAAAAUGAAUCGUUCUAAAAAUAUCAAUGAUGGCGCGUCAACUUCUCGCCAAAAGGAUCAUUUCAAGGCUUCUCUCGAUUAUCGUCGCCGUUCUAGUCGUAGUCCUGCAAAACGAUCCAGAAGCCGAGAAAGUCGUCGAACCGGUAAAGAAUUAUCUAAUAGAAGAUCCGAUAGCCGAGAAAGUUAUCGUUCGACCAAUGAGUCGCAUAGAAGAAGAUCGCCUAGUACUGAAAGUCGUUAUUCAACUCGCCAUUCACAUCGCAGGAGAUCACCUAGUCGGGAAAGUCGUCGUCGAUCAAGAAGUAGGGAUGAACGGCGAUCCCAUAAAAACCGAUCUCUCAGCAGAGAAAGUUACUAUUCUACAAAAGAGAGAAGAGCCUUGAGAGAUAGAUCUAAAAGCCGAGAAGAUAACAAAUCUUCAAGACGACGAUUACGUAGUCGUGAGGAUAAGUACGCGGGUAAAUCAAAUCGCAGAAGAUCCUCGAGUCGUGAAAGCGAAUCGACGAGUGGAUCUGAAAGACGCUCUCGUAAAGAACAAUCUUCAAGUAAGGGCAGAAGAAAACGAGCGGAAAGUAGAGAGAGUAUUGACUCGCGCAAAGAAUCAAUUCGUACACGACGAUCUCUUAGCAGAGAGAAUUAUUCAUCAUCCAAGCCAGCUUCCAAAAGACGAUCGACGAGCCGCGACAGUCAUCCAGAACGUUCUAUCAGUAAGGAAAGUCACAGGUCGUCGAAAGUAAAAGAACGAUCUCCGAACAAGGACAGUCGUCGUUCGAGUAGAGAAUCUCGCCACAAAAGAUCCGCCAGUAAAGAAAGUCAUAAGUCGAGGAAAGAAUCAACUGGGAGAAGAUCCUCAAGUCGGGAAAGUCGUCGAUCCCCAAACGUAAAAAAUUCUCGAAAUGAGCGAUCGAUUAGUAAAGAAAGUCAUCGGUCGUCAAAAGUAGAAGAACUUCCUCACACAAAACGAUCUCUUAGUAAAGAAAGCUGCCGGUCUAGUAAACAACCCCAUCAAGAAAGAUCUACGAGCCGUGAUAGUCGUAAAGUGAUGAAAUCAUCAUCGUCAAAAACACCACGCGAUCGUCAUUCGCCUGUCGAUUAUUCUGAUUCAAAAACUAUCUCGGCAGAUAGUGAUGAAUCCGCCAAUUCCAAAGAAAGAUCUCGUAGUCGAAAUAAGCGACGCUCGCCUGUUCGCUCGCCUCUUCCAGAACGUAAAAAGCGGUCUGAAAAAUAUAAGAAAUACGAAUCAGAUGAAACUUUAACAGAAUCAACAACUGACAGUGAUACUGAUCACGGCAAAUAUAAGUCUUCCAAAAAAAAUCAUCGUCGUGAUCGUCAUCGAAGUCGUAGUCCUGAUCAUCGUAGAAGAAAUCGUCAUAGAAGUUACUCCUCCGAUGAAACUCGUUCAAUACGUUCGAGUGAUAAAGAAAGUAGUCAAUCGGAAAGUUUCACCAGCAGAAAUCGUCGCGAUAAUCGUCGUCGGAAACAUUUCGAUAGUCCUUACGAAGACGGCUCAAGUGAUAGUUCUUCGAGAUCUCACAGAAAACUCGAUAAAAAAUCAGGAAAAGAAGAGACUGACGAUAAAGUUGUUCCGCAACAACGCGACGAUGAUCAUAAAAAUGACGAAUGAGUUACUUAUAAUGAUCCUUAGCCAAACGGUUGUAUUUCCUGUAUUUUAAUGUGCUUUAUUACCAAAUUACUUACGUAUCGAAUUGUUAUUUUGCAUAAUUUUUUUAUUGUAUUUUUUAUACCUAUGUUGAUUUUUCAUUAUCGUACAUGAGUAAUUUACGAAUAAAAAAUCGAAAGCAUUUUAAUCUCAGUAUA
Molecule: messenger RNA, 4143 nt
Organism: Planococcus citri (citrus mealybug)
Lineage: Eukaryota; Metazoa; Arthropoda; Insecta; Hemiptera; Pseudococcidae
Product: trichohyalin-like
Exons: 6
Coding region: 239-3949 (1236 amino acids)
Molecular function (GO): protein binding
Source: RefSeq, a predicted model, not a curated record